AUGUUUAGUACCCUCCUCCGACCCCUCCGCCUAGGCGCCGCCCUGUCGCCCUUCGGAUCACCCGUCCGUACCUUUACCAUUAUAUCCACGCAGCUUGCCAAAGCUCUCCCUCCACGACCGAAGCCUCCACCAGAGUUCGAAAUUGAAGAAUCAUACGUCAAAGGAAGCGGUCCAGGCGGCCAAAAGAUUAACAAAACAAAUUCAGCAGUGCAACUCAAGCAUAUCCCUACCGGCAUCGUCGUCAAGUCACAAGCAACCCGCUCCCGCGACCAGAACCGAAAGCACGCCCGCGAACUCCUAGCCCAACGGGUCGACGAAUUCCACAACGGUGACCAGAGUCGAUCAGCCAUUGUGGGCCAGGUCAAGAAGAAGAAAGCAGAUAGCGCUUCCAAGAAGAGUCGGAGGAAGUAUAAGAAGCUUGAAGAGGAGAAGGCUGCUGUUGCUGCCGCCGAGAACUCGGUCACGCCUGAUCCUACAGAUGGAGAGGGCACAUCUGUACAUCAUGCCCAGGUCGUUGAUCAUGUCUCAGAGCUACAUGAUACUCAAGACAAACCAACAUGA
This is a messenger RNA of Fusarium vanettenii 77-13-4, 561 nucleotides long. RefSeq lists its product as uncharacterized. Gene Ontology annotation, cellular component: mitochondrion. Gene Ontology annotation, biological process: translational termination. Lineage: Eukaryota; Fungi; Ascomycota; Sordariomycetes; Hypocreales; Nectriaceae. Gene Ontology annotation, molecular function: translation release factor activity. The record is from RefSeq and is a predicted model, not a curated record. The transcript is spliced from 2 exons. The coding region runs from base 1 to 561 and encodes 186 amino acids.